AUGAGUAUUGUUAGUUCACGUGAAAUUUAUUCUCAGCAAAAAGCAGACACAUUGGCAAAUGACCUAGAUACGAUUGCAGAAGAGAACAUCGAUAAUUGUUUGCAUGAUAAAGAAUCUGAGAUAUCUAGAACACCGAUUAUAACAAAUAAACACACCAGAAAAUCUACAUCUAAAGAUAUGUAUUCCACCAUAAACAAAAAAGAAUUGACUACUAAUACUCCAAGCCAAGAUCCAUCAGCAUUUGAUUACGUUCCAAUGUCAGAUACUUAUAUUUUUUUGCAUUUAUAUCAUGAAAUCACUAGAGCUGAAUCCCGAAUGAAAAAACGAAGCCAGAAGUGA
This is a messenger RNA of Diversispora eburnea, 339 nucleotides long. The record is from the annotation of a GenBank genome assembly. NCBI's taxonomy places the organism in Eukaryota, Fungi, Glomeromycota, Glomeromycetes, Diversisporales, Diversisporaceae.